GGCUCCAGGACCCGCCGGGGCCUCGGACUCUCCCGGGGCCGCUCUCGGCUCCCGGGGGUGGGGUGGCGGGGCCGUCCCGGGCCCCAGCGCCGCGGCACAAACAGGCGCCGGACGCGGAGCCGCCAGGAAGCGCGGGAGGGGGGGCGGGACGAGGGGGGGGCCGGGCCGCCUGGUAACCCCUCCCUGUCCGGGCCUCGCCGGACAGCUAACCCGCUGACCCCCGGACCCCCUCCGGGCCUCCGCCCUCCAGGCCCUUCCGGGAUCCCCGCCCCUGACUCCCUGGGGUCCUCUCUGGUCUCAGAGUCCCAGCCCCUCGCCCCUAGGGGCAGAGCCGACCGGCCCCUCCCCACUUCCGCGAGGGGGCAGGGGCGGGGUCAUGAAAUGGGCCUUUAGCCCGGAGGCGGGGCUUUUCCUAAGGGGCAAGGCCUAGGCAUCUCGCACUGGGGCUGGCAGGGGCCAGGCAGCGGGUUAUUAAGGAUGGGGGUGGGAGGAUUCCCAGGGUAUUGGGGUCAGGGUGGCAUUAGCCCAGCUCAAGCCGGGCUGGGCUGACUCAGCACCCUGCGCCGGCCAACCCUCGUCCCUGAUAGCUCUGCUUUCCCUUGGGCAGAGAUGGGAGAUGGCGCCGGUGUUGCCCCUGGAACUGCCCCUCAAGCCCCGCAUCCGUCUGGCACAGGGGCUCUGGCUCCUCUCCUGGCUGCUGGCGCUGGCCGGUGGCGUCACCCUCCUCUGUAGCGGACAUCUCCAGGUCCAGCUGUGGCACCUCGGCACCUUCUUGGCUCCCUCCUGCCCAUUUUCCACCCUGCCCCGAGUGGCCCUGGCAGCUGGUGCGGUGGCUUUGGGCACAGGACUGGUGGGUGCAGGGACCAGCAGGGCCAGUCUGGACGCAGCUCAAUACCCUCCCUGGCGGAAGGUCCUAAGCCCACUGUUGGUGGCCAGCACUGCUGGGGGCGGGGGUCUUCUGGUCCUGGCCCUGGGGCUGGCCCUGGCUUUACCUGGGAGUCUGGACACCGGACUGGAGGAGGGCCUAGGGGCUGCCUUGGUUCACUACAAAGACACAGAGGUGCCGGGACACUGUCAUGCCAAGCGGCUGUUGGAUGAGCUGCAGCUGAGGCACCAGUGCUGUGGGCGCCACGGGUACAAGGAUUGGUUUGGGGUCCAGUGGGUGAGCAGCCGGUACUUGGAUCCCAAUGACCAGGACGUGGUGGACCGGAUCCAGAGCAACGUGGAGGGCCUGUAUCUGAUCGACGGUGUCCCUUUCUCCUGCUGCAACCCCCACUCACCCAGACCUUGCCUGCAAAGCCACCUCUCAGACCCCCAUGCCCACCCUCUCUUCAAUCCCCGUCAGCCCAACCUGAACCUCUGGCCGCAAGGAUGCCAUGGAGCGCUGCUGGGGCACCUGCAGGGGCUGGCGAGCACGCUGGGCAGCAUGCUGGCUGUCACCUUCCUGCUGCAGUCUCUGGUGCUCCUGGGCCUGCGGUACCUGCAGACAGCACUGGAGGGGCUCGGAGGAGUCAUCGAUGGGGAGGGAGAGACGCAGGGCUAUCUCUUUCCCAGCGGGCUGAAGGACAUGCUGAAAACAUGGCGACAGGGAGGGGACGCUCACAGGCCGUCACCUGAGGAGGCCCCACCGGAAGAGGCACCUCCUACGGAGGGUCCAUCUGAGGCCUAGUGGCCUGAAGCUUGGGGUGGGGACUGGGACGGGGGGAGGGGAGGCAUGGACAACACUGAAAACCUCCCAACUCCAUAAGAAGGCUCCAGGUGGGGGAGGGGGGUCCCUGGGAUUAGAGGGGUUAAGGAUAGUCACUCCGCUGGACUGGCAGGAAGCUAGGUGUCCGGGGCUUAGCCCCCUGGGCCGGAACCACCGGGGAACAGAGAAAAGACAGGGUGCUGGGAGAGCAACAUGGAAAGGGCUGGCGACUGCUCCUGGCACACAGACUCAAUAAAGCUUUUGCACUGAA
This is a messenger RNA of Suricata suricatta (meerkat), 1958 nucleotides long. RefSeq names its product retinal outer segment membrane protein 1 (gene ROM1). Gene Ontology annotation, biological process: visual perception. The record is from RefSeq and is a predicted model, not a curated record. Gene Ontology annotation, cellular component: membrane. The transcript is spliced from 3 exons. NCBI's taxonomy places the organism in Eukaryota, Metazoa, Chordata, Mammalia, Carnivora, Herpestidae. The coding region runs from base 617 to 1669 and encodes 350 amino acids.